GCGGAUAUCCUGUCCGGACAUGGCGGACCAGUGGUGGGAUUAAAAGUGUCUUCAGAACCAGUUUAGCGACCUUAGCUCCAGGGCUGCUAACCAGUGCUAGCACACAGGUUAACAGCUAGUUAACCGCUGGUUAACGUCAGCGACCGAGCAGCCGUCACAGAACCAGGAGCCAGAAUGGACUCGUGGGUUCGAUUUAACGCCCAGAGCCAGGCCAAGGAGCGAAUCAUCAGGGCGGCUCAGUACGCCUGCACCCUGCUGGGCUACACGCUGCAGAGGGGCGGGGCGGCGGCUGACCUCCUCCCAACCGUCCGUCAGCUGGAAGCACACCUGAGCCUGACCAGGAAGUUGCUGCGUCUGGGAAACUCAGUGGAGGCGCUGGAGGCCGCCAAGAGGGCGAUCCACCUGUCUGACAGCGUGCUGAGACUCUGCCUGACCAUCAGCCACCUCAACAGAGCCAUGUACUUCGCCUGUGACAACGUCCUGUGGGCGGGAAAAACUGGACUUAUCUCCAAACUGGACCAGCACAAAUGGAGUCAGAGGUCUUUCAGGUACUACCUCUUCUCUCUGAUCCUCAACCUGACUCGAGAUGUGUACGAGCUCCGCCUCCUCAUGGAAAGUGAAGCACGCUACAGAGCCGCCAAGUCCCCGCCCUCCCCCUACCCCGGCACCGCCCUGCCCGAGGACCAGCUGUCCUCCCCAACCACUCCGGCCGGUGCUGCCGUGCCCGUCAUGGCGGUGUGGCUCCGCAGACAGCUCCACCUGCUGGUGACGGUGCUGUACAGCAACCCGCCGCUGCUCCUGGACCUGCUGAAGAACAGCUGUGACAUCUUCAUCCCUCUGGACCGGCUGCAGAUUUACCCCACAGGACAGGGCUUCGUUGGGGCCUGCGGCCUGGCCUCCUCAGUCCUGUCUCUCCUCACCAUGGUCCACCCCUGGCUCAAACUCAAGCCGUGACCCCCCCCACCCUUUCCAGAGACCACGAUCUAACAGGGUUAACACACUGACCGCUCCGCGACAGCAGCAGGGGAUCCAGAUCCUUCAGACCUGUCCCAAAAUAAGUGACAGGGUCCCUCCAUGAGGAUACGGACCCCUGAGGACCUUCUUCUGCUCUGCUUCACUCACUGCUGAACCCCCAGCCUCGGCACCACCUGUGACACUCAGACGUGGGUGAGGGUGUGAGCUCCACUGCGGUGUGCGACCACUGAAAGACCUGAAGUCUGACUGUUGACAGGAAGCAGAUGAUGACUGUUAUGUUGACAUGGAAACGGGUGACUGUGAGGAACCUUUGUGUCUUUUCCACCUGCUCUUACUGCGUGUGUUCCUGUCGUUAGCAUAUCCUGUGCUAAUAGCUAAUAGCUAAAUGUCCAAAUAAUAGUGUGUGAGAUGGGGAGACUCGGGUCCACUGCACCCUGCAGGGUGCUGGUCCAGAGCGUGUAGCCUCUUUAGAUCCUGCUUACCUUUCCACUGUCAUUUUAUACCUGAGUGAAUUAGUCGCUCGCAUCAUCCGUUGUCAUGGUAACCCAUUGUUUUAGUGGUCACUUGAAACUCUCCCCAACAUCAGCAGUCUGCUGCAAAGUCAGAAUAAAGUCACUUUGCCUCAGAACUGUGUCUCUGAUCUGGUCCAACUAAAACCAGUCCUCACCUUCUGACCCUCCACCCUGUCAGGUCACAAACACCUGUUCGCUUCCCACAGGUGUGGUUUGAUACAGAGCAUCAGUGUCUCAAACUUUUUCAGACCAAGGUCCAUUAAUCACUAAAAGCAGCUAAUGAAUUUCCCCUAAGGGAUAAAUAAAGUAUAUAUCUGUCUAAGCUAGUGUCACUGUGCAGGUCAGGAAAAUGUUCAGUACCAGUCCAGUUGCGGAACAAUUUGUUGGUGUAGUCAAAUAAAUGAUGAAAUAAAAAAAUCAUACAUCAUCUGUUGUUGCUAAUUUAACUAACAUGGCGCUCGUGGAACUGUUGUAUAAAGUAAUAUCACACUGAGGUCGUGAUGUUCUGAAUAUGAUGAUUGACGGUUAAUAGAGAACCUGUAAAGCGGAGUGAUACAUGUAGUUAACGUAUUCAGUGCAUCACUCCCUCUGUGUGAUAUUAACACUUUCUGUUGAUUGACCCGGUCUCAAUGCUCCGCUCCGUGAUCUUGUCCGUGUUUUAUAGUGAACAGGCUGCUAAUAACUGACGUGCAGCUCAAACCCAGAGCAGGCUAACUGUUAGCUUCACCCACAUUUAACAUGUCAAAUGUCACACUGAUCAUCUUUGACUAAAUCAUGAAGCUAACUGUCGAAGCUACGUGAGGAGACAGGUUCAACAACAAUGUAAAAACAGCCAAAUCAUAAAGACCUAAUACUGUUUGAAUUUACUUAUGAGUUGAUUUAAUAUUGAAAACAACUCCAAUAAAAUACUGACGACCA
Seriola dumerili (greater amberjack) is the source of this 2405-nucleotide messenger RNA. It is a transcript of the gene pex11b, whose product is annotated as peroxisomal biogenesis factor 11 beta. The transcript is spliced from 4 exons. Gene Ontology annotation, cellular component: peroxisomal membrane. Gene Ontology annotation, biological process: regulation of peroxisome size; peroxisome fission. Bases 175 to 954 code for a protein of 259 amino acids. The record is from RefSeq and is a predicted model, not a curated record. NCBI's taxonomy places the organism in Eukaryota, Metazoa, Chordata, Actinopteri, Carangiformes, Carangidae.